Molecule: messenger RNA, 1115 nt
Organism: Triplophysa rosa
Lineage: Eukaryota; Metazoa; Chordata; Actinopteri; Cypriniformes; Nemacheilidae
Product: olfactory receptor 142-like
Exons: 1
Coding region: 113-1048 (311 amino acids)
Biological process (GO): G protein-coupled receptor signaling pathway
Cellular component (GO): membrane
Molecular function (GO): olfactory receptor activity
Source: RefSeq, a predicted model, not a curated record
UCUUGCAAUACUUGAUUAUGUUGUUAAUGGUGGUGCUUUACUGUCCAUGUACUGUAUGUGCAUGUUAGUGUUGUGACUCUCUUAGGUCUGUGUGUUUUCUUUAGGGUCACAGAUGGACAACGCGACAUUCAGAUACAGCCUACUCUUAGUGGAGGGACUGAAGAUUCCACCUCAGUCAAACCAUCUUGCAUUUAUCUUUCUUUUGAUCGCUUACAUAUUUAUAAUGAUAUUUAACAUUGGGAUUUUGAUUCAGAUCUCGACAGAAAAAAGUUUACAUGAGCCCAUGUACAUUCUGUUCUGCCAGUUGCCAUUGAAUGAUGUGAUGGGGGCAACUCUUGUUAUACCACGCUUGUUGAAGGAUAUUUUAACGGCUCCCUCCGAGCGCUACAUAACAUACAUGGAGUGUGUUACCCAAGCUUUUUUUCAACAUCUGUAUGGAACAAACGCCCACACUAUACUCAUUGUCAUGGCUUUUGACAGAUACGUGGCCAUAUGUAAUCCAUUACGAUACACAUCAAUAAUGACCAACAGAAUGGUUGUAAAAUUAUCUGCAGGAGCCUGGGGUGUUUCUUUUGUGAUGGUGGGGAUUUUAAUCGGCCUGACUGCACGUCUGUCUCACUGCAGAUCAGUGAUUCAAAACCACAUGUGUGACAAUCCCUCACUGUUUAAACUGUCCUGUGAAAAUGUGACGAUUAAUAAUAUUUAUGGAUUAACAUUUACUGUGGUUUUACUUUCCUCUUCAAUGGGGAGUGUGUUCAUUACAUAUGUCAGGAUUGCAAUGAUAUGCAUCACAAGUAAAAACAAAGCGACAAACAGAAAAGCCAUAAAAACCUGCAGCACUCACUUGACUGUUUAUAUGAUAAUGCUAAUAUCUGGAUUUGUGCCAGUUAUCCUCCAUCGCUUUCCAGAAAACCCUGAAGGUAGAAAACUAUCAGCUUUACUUUUCUAUAUAAUACCUUGCAUCUUAAAUCCUUUAAUUUAUGGUAUACAAUCCAAGGAAAUAAGAGAAAAGAUUUUUAAAUGUUCUACUAAAAUUAAUUCUGUGUGAUUUAUAUUUAUUUACAUAUUAAUUUAUUCUGUAACAAUUAUGUCUUUUAAAUAUGAAAUAUACAUGU